AUGGAGGGUGACAAGCGUGAUCUUGCGGAUCUUCUCAAGGAGGGAGGUAUUGGCAGUGAGCGAAGAAAGAUCGUCGCUGGUGAGUAUGAGCCCACUGACGAGGAGUCCAAGCUUCCGAUCAUCCAUGGCUUGGAGCCAGACGAGAUUAAGGCCCUCAAUGAAAAGUCGGAACCUGAUGAUGGCUCGAAAGGAGUGCCAUCGUUUUGGCUUCACGUUUUGAAAGGAUCAGACAUGACUCAGGAUAUGAUCCAAGAGCAUGACGAACCCAUCCUGAAACACCUCACUGACAUAACCACUACAAUUGAAGUCGAUCCCCACGGAUUCACCAUCUAUUUCCACUUCUCUCCCAAUGAGUAUUUCACUAACACAGUUCUAAAGAAGCAGUACU
This is a messenger RNA of Cooperia oncophora, 388 nucleotides long. NCBI's taxonomy places the organism in Eukaryota, Metazoa, Nematoda, Chromadorea, Rhabditida, Trichostrongylidae. The record is from the annotation of a GenBank genome assembly.